This is a messenger RNA of Cercocebus atys (sooty mangabey), 2438 nucleotides long. RefSeq names its product alkylglycerol monooxygenase (gene AGMO). Gene Ontology annotation, cellular component: endoplasmic reticulum. The record is from RefSeq and is a predicted model, not a curated record. Gene Ontology annotation, biological process: lipid biosynthetic process. Lineage: Eukaryota; Metazoa; Chordata; Mammalia; Primates; Cercopithecidae. Gene Ontology annotation, molecular function: oxidoreductase activity; iron ion binding. The transcript has 13 exons. Bases 166 to 1488 code for a protein of 440 amino acids.
UCUCUACACAGAAUCGGCUGUUGAGUGUGCUCUCAAUGGAGGGUUUUAGCUGUUCUCUGACAAAGAGCUGGUUCUGAGCUGCACAUCUCGUCCUCUUUGUUCAGCCUCUGGCUUCAAGCAUUGAAUCCUAAAUAUUCUCCAGCUGGGAAUCAGACAAGGGCAGAAAUGAAGAACCCAGAAGCCCAGCAGGAUGUUUCAUUUUCCCAGGGAUUUCGCAUGUUGUUUUACACGAUGAAACCCAAUGAAACUUCAUUUCAAACGUUAGAAGAGGUGCCUGAUUAUGUUAAAAAGGCAACUCCAUUUUUCAUUUCCUUGAUGCUACUUGAACUUGUUGUCAGCUGGAUUCACAAAGGGAAGUCACCGGGUCGCUUGGAUGACGCUUUAACGUCAAUCUCAGCUGGUGUUCUGUCUCGACUUCCAAGUCUAUUUUUCAGGAGCAUUGAACUGACCAGUUAUAUUUACAUCUGGGAGAAUUACAGGCUGUUCAGUUUGCCUUGGGAUUCUCCAUGGACUUGGUAUUUAACCUUCUUCGGAGUUGACUUUGGCUACUACUGGUUCCAUCGUAUGGCCCAUGAAGUUAAUAUUAUGUGGGCCGGACACCAAACACAUCAUAGUUCUGAAGACUAUAACUUAUCCACAGCACUGAGACAGUCUGUCUUCCAGUUAUAUACUUCCUGGAUUUUCUACUCUCCCCUGGCCCUCUUCAUACCCCCUUCAGUAUAUGCUGUUCAUCUUCAGUUCAAUCUUCUUUACCAAUUUUGGAUCCAUACAGAGGUCAUCAAUAACCUUGGUCCUUUGGAACUGAUUCUUAAUACUCCUAGCCAUCAUAGGGUUCAUCAUGGCAGAAAUCGUUAUUGCAUAGACAAAAAUUUUGCUGGUGUUCUUAUUAUUUGGGAUAGAAUUUUUGGGACAUUUGAAGCAGAAAAUGAAAAAGUUGUAUAUGGCUUAACACAUCCCAUUAAUACAUUUGAACCAAUCAGAGUGCAGUUCCAUCACUUAUUUUACAUAUGGACUACAUUCUGGGCCACACCUGGAUUCUUUAAUAAGUUGUCUGUCAUAUUUAAAGGACCAGGAUGGGGUCCAGGUAAACCAAGACUUGGUCUAAGUGAAGAAAUUCCAGAGGUUACUGGGAAAGAUGUUCCCUUCUCAUCAUCCGCAUCUCAGCUAUUAAAGAUAUACACAGUUGUACAGUUUGCUCUGAUGCUAGUGUUUUAUGAAGAGACCUUUGCAGAUGCAGCUGCACUGUCACAAGUGACUCUCCUUCUGAGAGUUUGCUUCAUUAUCCUGACCUUGACUUCCAUUGGAUUUCUUCUGGAUCAAAGACCCAAGGCAGCUUUUAUGGAAACUCUCCGUUGCUUGAUGUUCCUAAUGCUGUACAGAUUUGGUCACCUGAAGCCUGUAGUCCCUUCCUUGUCAUCUUCUUUUGAGGUCUACAAGUCAAGUUUGGAGACAGCUAGAAUGAGAAGUGGGGAAGAACAACAAUUUUGAAGGAAAUGUCAGAGCUAUGAAUUCUUGGUCUGACACUUACUCUGUCUGUGACUUUGGACUCUGUGCCUCAGGUUGUUCAACUGUAAAAUAGGUUUAAUAAGAGCAACAUACAUUGAGCUCUUACUAUGUCCUAAAUGCCUUACUAGUAUUAUUCCAUUCAGUAUUCAUAUCAAACCUAUGAUGUAGUUACUUCCAUUAUCUUCAUAAUGAGAAUACUGAGGGGUGUACACAACUUAUCUAAAUGCACAUAACUAUUAAGUGAGUAAGUCAGGGAACAAACUCAGGAAGUCUGACACUAUAACUCUUAAUGAUCAAGAUACAUUUUCAUCCAUGUAAUGAUAACAAUACUCGUCUACUUCAAGGGUUAUAGCAAAAUAUAGCAAAAGUAGCUUGGAAAAUGUGAAGAGUUAUAAUAAAAUGUCUUAUCAAUUUAACUCCAAACGAGUUUUGAAGAGACAAGUGGUUUGAAUAAUUUACCUCUGAAUUAUCUUUGGUUUAUGAUUCAGGGAAAAUAGAACCUCAUGGAAAAAUCUUUCAGAGUGCUUAGCUACUCUUUCCAUAAACUACUUCUGUCCAUCUGGGCACAUGCAUGGCCAGUUCUUCAAGAGUAGAUGUUGCCUGUGAUUUGUCACUAGAAUUUUUCUUUAAAAUGAUGUUAAAACAGUAUUUAAUUCACAUGGUUUGGUGGAAAAAUGAAGUGCCACAAAGGAGAGAACAUAGGAAGAAAUUGAUAAAUUACAGUUAUCAUUGUUCAUAUUACCAUUAUUAGAGUAUUAGUAUUAUUAUUAUUAUUAAACUAAGCCAUUAAUGAUUAAACUUGAGCAAGUCUUCUCUGUCAAGAGGUCGAGAUGGCAGCGUAAGACUGGAUAAAUAUUUUGCUAGCGACCUUUCUUUUUUAAUCUGGGAAGUAGCCUUUUCUUUCCACUUCUUUUUAAAGCUAAACAUUGUAA